Ruditapes philippinarum (Manila clam) is the source of this 1442-nucleotide messenger RNA. RefSeq names its product protein BTG2-like. The coding region runs from base 272 to 835 and encodes 187 amino acids. Lineage: Eukaryota; Metazoa; Mollusca; Bivalvia; Venerida; Veneridae. Gene Ontology annotation, biological process: negative regulation of cell population proliferation; negative regulation of mitotic cell cycle. The transcript has a single exon. Gene Ontology annotation, cellular component: cytoplasm; nucleus. The record is from RefSeq and is a predicted model, not a curated record.
GCUUCGCAGCGACCGACGCCAUUUUACAAAGCGAAGCGAACAAAGACACAAGCUAAAUAAACAGCAAUAUUUUAAGAAAAUAUUUAGGCUCGCGCCUACUAAACUUGAAGAAAAUACCAAAAAAAUAUAUAACUACGUGGAGUCAAGAAAACCAAUCUGUAAGUUUGACAUUUUUCAUUUGGAAAUAAGAAGAAAAAUCAUUUUUUGCGGAGGACUAGAAAACCAAGCCACAAGGCACAACAGAACAAAAAGGAAAGAACUUGUAUAAACUAUGAAGGAAGAAAUUAAAAGUGCUGUCGAUUUUUUAACGAACAUUAUCAGAUCAAGAGACGAUGUAAACGAAACACAAACGCGUCAAUUCAACGAUAGUUUGACAAAUUUGCUUAGUGAUCGAUACCAAGAUCAUUGGUUUCCUGAGAAACCAUUCAAAGGUUCAGGCUACAGGUGUAUCAGAUUGAAUCACAAUAUGGACCCAUUGAUCUUACAAGCUGGAAAUAUGUGUGGACUUGAUCUCUUAUUCCUUGAGUCAUCAUUGCCACCAGAGCUUACGAUUUGGGUGGAUCCUAGGGACGUUUCAUUCAGAAUUGGUGAAAAUGGAAGUGUUGGUGUCCUGUAUCAAACAACUAGGGACUCUCAGUCACAAGUGCAGGCAACCCCAUCUCAAUCUACGUCAACUCAUAUGGUGCAGCAAUCUAGUGAUAACUCAUUUCAUCAAAUGAACAGGAACUUCAACAAUACCAUAAUGGCGUGCAAGGACCAGUUCAUGAAUGUUUUGCCAAGUAUUUCCAGAGAAGCAGUGCAUUAUCAACAAUUUGCUGGAUUUGUUUCCAGUUAAUUGUUCAUGGAUAUUUUUUAAAAGAAUCUUAGGGCAUGCAUUUCAUUAAAUUGGUUUUCGACUACAAGCUCAUGUUUUACGGACUUUGACAAAUGCCAUUUUAUUUUAUUUUGAUGUUUUAAAUCAUGUAUUGGCUAUUGUGAUUUUAGACUCGAGACAUUAAGUUUUGAGCAGUGCUGUUGUACCAAUGUGAUAAUUUCUGGGAUGAUAUUUGACAUGUAGUUCAAUGCAUGAUUUUUUAUGUAUUUUGUGACAAUGUAAAUCUGUUUUUAAUCUUUAUUAGUGUGAUUCCUGUGGAGUUACUUUUAAAGACUGUUGGGCAAGUCAAUCAUAAUUUUUGCCAGAAUAGCUCAGGAUAUCAUGUAUUUAGCAUUUCCAAUGUUGAUGCUUUGCACUUAGUGCAAUUUAAGUCUUUCAUGUACACUUUAACGCAUCCUGAUCUCCAAUGGGAUAUUAUUAUAUGUAUUAAUAUAAAGUUGCAAUGUAUUUUUGACCAAAGUCGGGGUGUAAUAUCCCUGAUAUAGGUGCAAAAUAUUAAAUAUUUUAAAUAUAAAAUAUGUGCAAAAAAUAAAGAUUAAAAAUAUUAAAAAUGUGCAAAUGAUAAGAA